AUGAGCAUUAGUAGUGAGGCAAGCAUGGCCCAAAGCACCAACAAGGACAACACAAGCGACAGUUCGUGGCAGCAUCCCAACACACAAACACCAAAUACCAGCGAGCAAGCGAAGAAACAUGCAUCCGGAAGUGACGGUGUCGAUGUCGAGAGCGACGCGUCUGAAAAGGAACGAGAAAAAAGCGACAUGAUCAAUGGUGCGGUUGCGGAACACAACAAGAGGGUCGACCUUACCAAUGGGAAAGCGAAGGAGCCCAGCUUUUCAAUCAGGGCUCAUGGAAUUUGCGACAUCGCGGACAGCAUCCUUGGCUCUAUGAAAGAAGUCGAAGGGGCCAUGGUUCAGCUUCAUGAAUAUGUCAAGGCUCAGAACCAAGAAAAGAAGCUGCUUUACCAGUGGAGCAGAUUUCAUGGCUAUCGUGUCAUUAAUCGCGCGCUUGCCGACCUUGACGGAAUGGUCGCUAAACUUGAAGAGGUUUGUUUACCUAUGGGGGUUCUAAAGUCCUAUCUCAGCAGGGCCACCCAUAUAUCCCUCACUGUCAGUCAGAUCGCCAUGUUCAGCAUGGGGGUGGUGGGUGAAAAGGUUGCCAGCUGUAUCGACGAGAUCGAGGAAUCUACUCUCAGCGCUGAGGGCAAGAUCCAAGCCCAGAGUGUCAUCACCGAAGAGCUUAAGAAACUCCUCAAGCACUGUGCAAAGGCAACAGAUCGCAUCUAUACAGCUCUGGAUAUGCUUCGAAACUCACUUCACAUCAAUGAGUCUAAUCAGAACGCUGAUAUCUCUGCCAUCAAAGAGCUGAUCGCGGAGAGCGAGGCCCGGUUGAGUAACCGACGCAAGAGCUGGCCGUGGAAUGUUAUUAAAGUCGUGCUUGGCGCAGUGACAAGUGCCACUAUAACUAUCGCGGCGGCGCACUUUUACAGUACCAGCGGCUUCGACCUGGCACAACAGGCCAAUACCAACAGCAUGCACUCUCAGGUUGUUUCUUUCGUCCAGCGUGCGCAAGCGGUAACCAACCUCACAGGAGAGAUCUACUCCAUUAAACUUGAGGAUCUAGAUCGGCGCUAUAAGGAGCUCGAGGGGGCCUCUGAGUCUCACGGUCUCCGAAUCGACAACCUGGUUGAGGCACUGGGUGUUCCCAACGCAGACGGCACCUACUACUCAUCAAUGCCAAAACCUGACUGCCAAGCCCCUAGCGACAUCCCGUGGAUCUCCGCAGAUGCUGACCGCCAAAUUGAACGACUGCGCCGUGAGUUGGAGACUAUGCGAAAAAACAUUCAUCGGAUGGACAUUCGCCUCAUGAAGCGUCUCGAUAAGGUCGACCGAUAUGGCUUGUGA
This is a messenger RNA of Alternaria atra, 1329 nucleotides long. RefSeq lists its product as uncharacterized. NCBI's taxonomy places the organism in Eukaryota, Fungi, Ascomycota, Dothideomycetes, Pleosporales, Pleosporaceae. The coding region runs from base 1 to 1329 and encodes 442 amino acids. The transcript has 2 exons. The record is from RefSeq and is a predicted model, not a curated record.